Molecule: messenger RNA, 1887 nt
Organism: Aureobasidium subglaciale EXF-2481
Lineage: Eukaryota; Fungi; Ascomycota; Dothideomycetes; Dothideales; Saccotheciaceae
Exons: 2
Coding region: 1-1887 (628 amino acids)
Source: RefSeq, a predicted model, not a curated record
AUGAAGGGAAAGAAGCUGGCUCUGGGUCUAGCCCAUCUGAUUGGCCCGCACAAGGCGGAUGAUCGUAUACCCACUACCAACUCUCUACAGAGUCCACCGCCCUCACCGUAUCCUGGACGUCGCGCCCCUCUGGCAACAAAGGUCGAGGCCGAUCUACGAGUAGCCUGUGCCGGAAUCCUAGUCAACACCAAGCCCUCACAUCACUACGUCCCUCCGGAGGCGCAUAUCACAGCCUUCGUUGAGCCCAAGCAGGCACUCGACUAUGAGGCUGUAAAGAGAUCUGUUUCCACGCGCAAAUCACAAGACUCUCGUCCCUUCCCACCACGAACAGAUUCGGCCGACGACAAGCACCCCUUGAAGUAUGCAUACCGCCCAGAUGCUCCCAUUGAUCAGCUCUUCACAAAGUCGGACCCGGCCAUCGAUCCUGUCCAGUCUAUUCUUGGCAGACCUAAGUAUGAUACUCCUAUGGGCAGUCGUGCGAAGACUCCUGUGCCGAACAACGUCUUGUCUCCCAACAGCGAUGUCGGUACACGCCCGCGCGUCGCUAAGCGCUCGCCCUCUGGUGAGACCAAUGGCUCUACGCCCAUCACCGACGUAACAGAGUACCACUGGAGUACCUCUACCGCUCCUACCUCGGCCGCUAUCACACCCGUGCGUACCUCGAAGAGAGCCUCCUCCCACAUACCUGCAGAGCAAGAGAUCCCAAUCAAGUCAGACGCGACUGCCAUUGAGUGGAUGCGCAACGAACUCGAACGUCGCCGUCAGAAUCAAGCUGCUGCUGCUGCUGCAGAGGAGCAUGCUGCACUACCAGCCUUGUCGCGUGCUCCUAGCAGGACACGAAGCAUCCGAAGUCUUCGUGACAACAUCAAAGAAUACAUUCGUCCAAGCAGCGCCGGAGGCCAGAGCAGGGACAACAGUCGACCACCCAGCAGGUCCGCCUCGCGCUCGUCAUUACGAUCUGACUCGCAGUCUCAAGAUCCAGACAUCCGCGGUGGCUGGAGAAGUUGGGGUCGAACCUUGAAGAAGGAAAAUGCCCAGACUGAUGUCAGCAGGUCGAACUCGACAAGAGGAAAGAGCGAAGGAUUGGACUGCUCAAGCUCCAAGAAGUCUGAGAUCAACCUCAAUCGCGAACUGCCUCCGCUUCCUAGUCUCGAUCAAUGGAAGGAGGAUGAACCUGCACCUCCAGCACGACGUGCCCCACAACCGCCGUCAUCUAUACAUCGCCCUAUCAAUUCCGAACACAGCAGGAACACAAAGUCGGUAGAUAGUGUGAUGGGCGAAAAGGACGAAAUCAUCGCAGCUCGUCUCGGUUCGCCAGCCCGAGAGAAGCCAGAGGUCUAUAUGCCCACACGCUCUCCAAGGUUCGCCGCCGCUACCAAAAUGCCCAACCUUGGCGCUGCUCACACCAGCGAUAACAUCAAUCCCGCUCUCCCACGCAGCAAGUCAGCGGGUCGUGUCACAACGCCAGAGCCUACACUGACCAUACGAGCCAUGUCUUCAAGACAAGGAGGUGACUACGCAGUCUCACAUCCUGCCUUCGCCAACACAUCUACCGGGUUCUCUAAGCACCGCAACUACGACAGCUCGAGCAUACCGACCCCUCUCGGCAGCAUCAGCAGUACUUCCACCAACACCAGAGCAGACAAAACAGCAACCGACAACAAGCAUGAUCAAAAACACCGUCACAUGAGAGAUAUUCUCAAGGUCCGAUCUCCGCCACCAGUGCCGCCAAAGGAAGCUGGUGACAAAAAGGCAUGGUGGAACAUCAAGGGAAAGAGCAAGAAGCCUCCUCCAACUUGGAUGGAUCAGCUCGAGAAGAUGGGUGGCGUUAAGGACGGCAUUUUAGUUCCCGACGAGGCGUGCGGUGCACCUCAUAUUCGUUACUGA